Messenger RNA from Knipowitschia caucasica, 2895 nucleotides. The record is from the annotation of a GenBank genome assembly. NCBI's taxonomy places the organism in Eukaryota, Metazoa, Chordata, Actinopteri, Gobiiformes, Gobiidae.
AUGGCGGACCCUGCCGAGUGCACCAUUAAAGUGAUGUGCCGCUUCAGGCCGCUCAACAGCUCUGAGGUCACCCGCGGGGACCGGUACAUCCCCAAGUUCCAGGGCGAGGAUACGGUGGUGAUCGCGAGUAAACCGUACAUGUUUGAUCGAGUGUUCCAGUCCAGCACCACCCAGGAACAAGUGUACAACGCCUGUGCCCAGAAGAUUGUCAAAGAUGUGCUGGAAGGAUACAAUGGCACCAUCUUUGCCUACGGACAGACCUCCUCUGGGAAAACACACACUAUGGAGGGAAACCUCCACGACACAGACGGCAUGGGCAUCAUCCCCAGAAUCGUGCAGGACAUUUUCAAUUACAUCUACUCCAUGGACGAGAACCUGGAGUUCCACAUUAAGGUGUCUUAUUUUGAAAUCUACUUGGACAAGAUUCGAGACCUGCUGGAUGUGUCCAAAACCAACCUGUCGGUGCACGAGGACAAGAACCGUGUCCCAUACGUCAAGGGAUGCACUGAGCGCUUUGUCUGCAGUCCAGAUGAAGUCAUGGACACCAUCGAUGAGGGCAAAUCCAACAGACAUGUGGCAGUCACAAACAUGAACGAGCACAGUUCCAGGAGCCACAGCAUUUUCCUCAUCAACGUCAAACAGGAAAACACUCAGACCGAGCAGAAGCUGAGCGGAAAACUGUACCUGGUGGAUCUGGCUGGGAGUGAGAAGGUCAGUAAAACUGGAGCAGAAGGAGCCGUUCUGGACGAAGCCAAAAACAUCAACAAGUCUCUGUCUUCUCUGGGGAACGUCAUCUCUGCACUGGCUGAGGGGACGGCUUACAUCCCCUACAGAGACAGUAAGAUGACUCGGAUCCUGCAGGACUCUCUGGGUGGAAACUGUCGCACCACAAUUGUGAUCUGCUGCUCACCCUCAUCCUACAACGAAUGUGAGACCAAGACUACGCUGAUGUUCGGACAGAGAGCCAAGACCAUCAAGAACACAGUGACUGUGAACGUGGAGCUGACGGCUGAGCAGUGGAAGCAGAAGUAUGAGAGAGAGAAGGAGAAGAACAAGACUCUGAGGAACACUGUGACCUGGCUGGAGAACGAGCUGAACCGCUGGAGGAACGGGGAGAAUGUUCCAGUGGAGGAGCAGUUCGAUAAGGAGAAGGCCAAAGAGGAGGUGCUUGCGCUCGAUAACAUCAUGAACGAAAAGGCAGCGUCGACGCCCAACAACAUCCCUGGAGUCAGACUGACCGACGUGGAGAAGGACAAGUGUGAGGCCGAGCUCGCCAAGCUGUACAAGCAGCUGGACGACAAGGACGAGGAGAUCAAUCAGCAGAGCCAGCUCGCAGAGAAGCUAAAGCAGCAGAUGUUGGACCAGGAAGAGCUGCUGGUGUCCUCUCGUCGCGACCAUGAGAACCUCCAGGCCGAACUGAACCGCCUCCAGGCCGAGAACGAGGCGUCGAAAGAGGAGGUGAAGGAGGUGCUGCAGGCGCUGGAGGAGCUGGCAGUGAACUACGACCAGAAGAGCCAAGAGGUGGAAGACAAGGCCAAGGAGUACGAGCUGAUGAGCGAGGAGCUGAGCCAGAAGUCUUCCGUCCUGUCGUCUCUGGACUCGGAGCUGCAGAAGUUGAAGGAGAUGUCGAACCAUCAGAAGAAGAGGGUUACAGAGAUGAUGUCGUCUCUGCUCAAAGACCUGGCAGAGAUUGGGAUUGCUGUGGGGAGCAACGACAUCAAGCACGACAGCGGCAGUGGUCUGAUCGAUGAGGAGUUCACCGUGGCUCGUCUCUACAUCAGUAAGAUGAAGUCGGAGGUGAAGUCCAUGGUGAAGCGCUGCAAACAGCUGGAAGGAACUCAGUCUGAGAGCAACAAGAAGAUGGACGAGAACGAGAAGGAGCUGGCAGCGUGCCAACUGAGGAUCUCCCAGCACGAGGCGAAGAUCAAGUCUCUGACUGAGUACCUGCAGAACGUGGAGCAGAAGAAGCGACAGCUCGAGGAGAACGUGGACUCCCUGAACGAGGAGCUGGUGAAGAUGAGCGCACAGGAGAAAGUCCACGACAUGGAGAAGGAGAACGAGAUCCAGACGGCAAACGAAGUCAAGGUUUGUGCGGCGGUGGACAAGCAGAUCCACUCGCACAGAGAAGCUCAUCAGAAGCAGAUCAGCAGUCUGAGAGACGAGCUGGACCACAAGGAGAAGCUCAUCACAGAGCUCCAAGAUCUGAACCAGAAGAUCAUGCUGGAGCAGGAGCGCCUCAGAGUGGAGCACGAGAAGCUGAAGUCCACGGACCAAGACAAGAGCCGCAAACUGCACGAGCUCACGGUGAUGGCCGACCGCAGGGAGCAGGCUCGGCAGGACCUGAAGGGACUGGAGGAGACUGUGGCCAAAGAGCUGCAGACUCUACACAAUCUGAGGAAGCUGUUUGUCCAGGACCUGGCCACACGUGUCAAGAAGAGUGCAGAGAUGGACUCAGACGACACUGGAGGCAGCGCUGCUCAGAAACAGAAAAUUUCAUUCCUGGAAAACAACCUGGAGCAACUCACCAAAGUCCACAAGCAGCUGGUGCGCGAUAACGCCGACCUGCGCUGUGAACUGCCCAAGCUGGAGAAGCGUCUGCGCGCCACGGCAGAACGUGUGAAGGCGCUGGAGUCCGCGCUCAAAGAGGCCAAAGAGAACGCCGCCAGAGACCGCAAGCGCUACCAGCAGGAGGUUGACCGCAUCAAAGAGGCGGUGCGCGCAAAGAACAUGGCGCGCAGAGGACACAGCGCACAGAUCGCUAAACCCAUUCGUCCCGGACAGCAGCCGGUGGCCUCUCCCACUCACCCCAACAUGAACCGCUCAGCCGGAGGAUUCUACCAGAACAGCCAGAGCGUGUCGAUCCGAGGAGGAGGCAAGAAUGACAAGAGCAAUUGA